Messenger RNA from Plasmodium gaboni, 2188 nucleotides. Lineage: Eukaryota; Apicomplexa; Aconoidasida; Haemosporida; Plasmodiidae. The record is from the annotation of a RefSeq genome assembly.
AUUAAAAAUAAUCAAUUUAUUUUAAAUGAUCAAGAAAAACAAAUGAGCAACAUAAAAAACGAUAUAUCUUUUAAUAAAAAUAUUUUUUAUCCUGAACAAGGUAAUUAUAAUAAUGAACAUAAACAGACACAAACAGAUAUAAAUAUAAAAGACAAUAAAAAGUCAAUUCAUAUAAAUAAUGUUAAUAAUUCAAAUACAAAAGAAGAAUCUGAACUAUCACAUAAUAAGAAUGAUUUUAUAAUGAUAAAAAAUGCUAUACAAAUACCUAGACUAAACUUGGAUAAUAUUAAAAAUAAAAAUGAAAAGAAAUUUAAUUCGUAUCAAAUAAACGAUAUAAAAGAAAUAACAGAAAUGUCACAUAUUCAUAACAAUAACCAUAUAUCGUGUGAUAAUAAAAAAUCAAAAACAACACCUAUAGAUAUUGAAAAUAUUUCUUCUAAUAAUAAUAAGGAUAAACAUUUUUUAAAUUAUAAAAUUCCAAAUGACAACGUGAAUGUUAAUAAAAAUAUAAAUGAUUAUUCUUUCAAUGAUACAAAGAAUAAAUUUCAUUAUUUUAGUUACGACAAAGAAAAUGUAACAAAAACAAACUGUUUUACUUGUUCAUCUACUACACAAGAUAAAGAUAUUUAUAAUAAUGAUAAUAAUUCUUUUACUUGUAAUAAUAUUUUUUAUAGAAGACGUCCUAGUAACUUAUUAAAUUCUUGUAUAUUUAAAGAGGAUGACGAGGGGGUAAGUAGGACCAAGCACAGUGCAAAUGAUGAAAGGUUUAAUGUGGAAACAAAAAAGGAAGAUGACGACAAGGAAGGGAAUAAUAAUAAUAAUAAUAAUAAUAAUGAUAAUAAUAAUAAUGAUAAUAAUAAUAAUAAUAAUAAUAAUAAUAAUAAUAAUAAUAAUAAUAACAACAACAAUAAUAAUAAUAAUAAUAAUAAUAAUAAUAACAAUAAUAAUAAUAAUAAUAAUAAUUAUUAUAAUUGUGAACAUCAGACUAAUAUAAAAAAUGAUAAUAACCCAAAUCAUCAUUUGACAGAAAAAAAAAAUGUAAACAAAUCUUUUACUAGUAUGAUUUUAAACUUUUUUGGAUUAAAAUAUGAUAAUGUAAAGGAAGAUAAGAAAUCAGAAAAUGUCAAUGUAAACAUUAUGAAUACAAAUAAUAAAUCUAUGAAUAAUAAAAAUAUUGGUCAUAUAAUUACUAACAAUGUAAGUAAAGAUACAUAUAAUAUGUCUACAUAUAUAAGAUCUAAAUCUGCUACUUAUAAUAACAUGUCAAAAAAUGAAGAGAAAAAAAAAAAAGAAAUUUAUAUAUUACAUCCAAAUAAUUAUAAAUCAAGUAAUAUCAUGAACUUAUCAAAAGAUUCUGCAUUUCCUUUUCCACCUUUAACAUUUAUAAGAAAUAAUAUAAAUAAAAAAAAAAUUGCAUCAUAUAAUAAUUCCAUUCAAGGUUUAUCAACAAAUCAAUAUAAAAAUCAAAUUCAACCUAAUAUGAAUACACAUAUACAAAAAAGAAAGACAUGUGACAUUCCUUCAAUUUCAAAAAAUGCUUCAAUUAAUAAUUUAUUAUAUAAUAAUGUGUAUAAGCAUAUUAAUCAUUCUGAUCAUAUACAAAAUAUAAAUACAAAAAAUUCAUACAACCUUGAAAAAGAAGAGACAAAAAAAGAAUAUCUUCAAAAUGGAUAUAUAGAUAAAGACAAUUAUGAUAAACAAAUUAAAUUAGUCUCUUCAUAUAAAAUGAACGACACAUUGAACAAUAACAAAACUUAUAAUAACAUGUAUGAUAUAAAUACAAGUGAUAACAUAAGUAAUAAUGACAAUAUCAAUAGUAAUCAUUACAGUUAUAUCCAUAAUAAUAAUCUAGUAUCUAUAAAUACAAUGAAAGAAAAAGGAAGUGAUAAUACAAAUUAUAUCCCUCAAUCACCUACACAAUAUAAUAGACCUGAUAAUAUGAACAAUGUUUAUAAUAACAAUAAUAUUAAUAAUAUUAAUAUUAAUAAUAACAAUAAUAUUAAUAACUAUUGCAAUAGUGAAUAUUUCAAAAUAAAUAAAAAAGGUGAUAGUAAUCAUAAUAAUCAAUAUUCAUUAAAUAAACCAGAAAAUAUGUCUUCUAAUUUUUUAAAGAAGACUUAUAAAGAAAAUAAAAAUGAACAAGUAAACAAUAAACUCUCAUAUAUAAAUGAUACUAUAUCUAAUAAAU